UCUCGCAAGCGGCGCCGCAGGGGACGGAGGCACUGAGCGUUGUGCGCCGCAGCUUUCGGCCGGACACCAGCGCUGAGGACACGAUGUCGGCGCUCUCCUGCCCACCGCUUUGGGCCGCCACCUGCCUGGCCGCGCUGUGUGUGCUAUCCGCGGGUCAGAACACGACCCUCGCCCCAGGCGGAACGACUCCGGAGCCCACCACCAAGAUAAACACGACGCUGGUGACAUCCGUCCCGCCAGUCACCACUCCAGUACCAGAAACCUGUGAAGGCCAGCUUAGUAGCAAAGUCAGAGAUCACGUAAAUGAUGGUUUGUGCCUCUCUCUUUUUUCCAUAACAGAUGAGAGCUACUGUUCUCAUAAUUCAACAGUUAGUGAUUGUCGUGUGGUGAACACAACAGACUUCUGUUCUGUGCCCACUGCCACCCCAGUGCCAACCAAUUCUACAGCUGGAAACACAACUUUGCCUUCCUCCUCUACAACUUCCACCACAGUUCCUACAUCAGGCACAACAAAUACCACUUUGACUCCAACCUCACAACCUAUGCGAAAGUCUACCUUUGAUGCAGCCAGUUUCAUUGGCGGAAUUGUCCUUGUCUUGGGUGUGCAAGCUGUAAUUUUCUUUCUGUAUAAAUUCUGCAAAUCUAAAGAACGAAAUUACCACACUCUGUAAACAGACCCUGUAAAUUAACAAGGACUGGCGAUUCAUUCAUGUAACUCACUGAAACCAAAAUACCAUCUUUCAAGAUGUCCCACAUGGAAGACGCUGUUCCAGGAUCUUUAAAUUUCCAAAGGAUGCAUAUAGGUUUUUUGGGAGCAUCGUCAUUGAAGAAAAAUCAGUUAAAUCAUUUUGUUCAACAGAAAUAUUUAAAAUAUUCUGCAUGAAUCCUAGUGGCUGUCUUCUUUUAUUUUAAAUGGCUGCUGCUGUGGGAUUACGUUUUUUUCUUGACAUGCCAAAUGUAACUUUCUGUAAGUGAUGGAAAAUGUUGUCUUGUGCAGACAACAUCAUGACUCUUGGCAGUUUAAAUUUAGUCUUUUUGAAGCCUGAAAGCUGCAUUAUUUUCAUCCUAACUCAGGCUGUAAUUUAGCGAACACAGUUGAGGAGAGUGUGCCAAAUGAUUAUCAGUCAGGUGGAUUUCAAGCUGUCAUUUGAAAAUUGGAAUAAAUUUAUAAAUUUAGUAGUACUAAACUGUAUCCUUAGAGUAAAAUUUUGUGCUUGAUAAGUUAUUUUUUCUACAUUAGAAAUAAGAUGCCACACAGGGAAUUACAUUCCAGAUUUAAAGAAAUGAAUGGAAAGGAUACAAACCAUUAAUGUAUAACAGGUUAUUGUUCAUACUUGUAAAGCACGUUACAUCAUUAAGAAAAUAAAGAACAGUGCCUUAAAAGACAGACUGAAAGGUAUGGUGUAGCUUAAUGUUUGUGAUUUGUAUGUUCACAUUAAGGAAGGUAAAGAUUGGUCUGAAGAUGUAAUUGAUGUGAGCAGUAGCAAACCUGCUUUUGGAUAUCAUACUAUUAAUAUUUAAUUGAAAAUUUACUUUAUUUCAGAGCUGGGAAACUAAAGAUAAAGGAUAUUAUACAAAAUCAAAAGCCUCCAUAUAUUGAACCUCCCAACAUUUUUCUUAUGGCUGUUGAAAAGUAUAGAGAUAAAAUUGGUUUAAUCAUAUUUUCCCUUGUACUUCAAAAAAAAGUAUCCUAACUCUAUUGUACCUUGAAAGGAUUUCCACCAAGCUUUCUUGAAAAGUAACUUCUUUCAUGAAGCAAGAAGGAAAUAAGUUGUUUUAGGAUCAUUUGCUAACUCUUUAAAUGGGACAAUCAUUUUAAGUUUUCAGACAGCAGAUGUAACCAAUGUAAUUUCAGAAAACAAGGAUUGGUUGAUCGGAUUAUUGUAGAUUUUUGACGAUUGCCCUGGAUGAAUAGACUGUGCUUUCUCUUUUUCUUUCUCCUCUCUCUUCCUUCCUUGGUUUCAAUCCCGUAGUAUAAUAAGCAUGCAUACUUUCAUUUCUAUAAUUUUCUUGAAAAGCACUAGUUUUUUUCAGUUUUGGAGGGUUACUUCUCCCUUGCCUUUGACACAUUGGAUUAGUUCAGGGGCUUUAAUUAGUUUGAAAUGGGAUUUGCUUUUCUAGGACAUUAAAGUUUUUUUGUUACAGUUUCUUUAGCCGAUAGUGGCUGAGUUUAGCACUUGGGUUUCAGUAUUGUAUGGUAGGAAAUGACAGAUUUUUGUGGUUCAUUUCAUAAACUGAAACUUUGCAUUUAGAUAAUUAAAGGUUCUUAAAAUGAAGAUUUACUGUUUCUUUGUUACUUGCUGGUACAGCUAAAGUUUGUUUUACUUGCACACUUGUAUAUACACCUAAUGUUUUCAAGUGCCUUAAUUGUUUAAAAUCUCUGGCUUCAAAGGUAUUUGGGAAAAGGUAGGUUUACCUCACAUUUUUGUGUUUCCAUUAGUAGUAACAAUCUAGGUACCUCACAAAAUUUAUUAUGGUGCCAUGGCUGUUAGUUUUUAGGGAGUGCUGUAAGAUUGAUUUGAAAAUAUACAGAAUUUCUAUUCCUUCCAAGGUGGCAAAAAUUAGCUACAAUGAUGUAAUUGUCAUUUACCUGGACAGGAAUUCCUUACCACACAUCAAUGUCGUCAACACAUGUAGCAAAUUUUGUGAAAAUGUAACUUGAUUCGAAGCUUCUCCUGUAAUUUUGAGCACUGCUCUAACAAUAAAAGCAUAAUAUAAAAUUAGUUCUUGUAAGUCUGCAGACACGCUCUUGGAACAGAACUCACAGCCUCAGACUCUUUCUUCUCUUCCUUUAGCAAUGUAGUAUCUUGAGCCAUUAAUAAUUUUUGGGUUUUUUUAAUCCAGAAGGUAUACAGAAACCUUUUCAGAUUUUUCAUCUGAUUUGUUCAUGCAAAUGUGCUAUCAAAUACCUAAUUUUACCUUACAGAUACUUGUUGCACAGGCAGACACUGCUGUAUUUAGAAAUUUCUAUUUCAGUUCAUUAAAAACUGCAAAACGAAUCUGUAUCAUGUACCAAACUGAUUUAAAAUAAAUUUACAUGUUUAUUGAAUUAA
Molecule: messenger RNA, 3053 nt
Organism: Propithecus coquereli (Coquerel's sifaka)
Lineage: Eukaryota; Metazoa; Chordata; Mammalia; Primates; Indriidae
Gene: CD164
Product: CD164 molecule, sialomucin
Exons: 6
Coding region: 84-671 (195 amino acids)
Cellular component (GO): endosome; lysosome
Source: RefSeq, a predicted model, not a curated record